This is a messenger RNA of Cyprinodon variegatus (sheepshead minnow), 1291 nucleotides long. Its product is annotated as trace amine-associated receptor 13c-like. Gene Ontology annotation, molecular function: trace-amine receptor activity. The transcript is spliced from 2 exons. NCBI's taxonomy places the organism in Eukaryota, Metazoa, Chordata, Actinopteri, Cyprinodontiformes, Cyprinodontidae. The record is from RefSeq and is a predicted model, not a curated record. The coding region runs from base 165 to 905 and encodes 246 amino acids. Gene Ontology annotation, cellular component: membrane. Gene Ontology annotation, biological process: G protein-coupled receptor signaling pathway.
GCUGCUGUGGUCUAGAGCAAUGGAGGAAACUGAGCUCUGCUUUCCCCAAAUGUUCAACUCCUCCUGCAGGAGGCCAAAGCGUCCCUACUUCGAGGCAGCUCCACACUCCCACCAAUGUCCUCCUCCUCUCUCUGGCUGCCUCAGACUUCCUUGUUGGUCUUCUCAUGUUUUUUCAGAUUAUUCUCAUAAACGGCUGUUGGUUCCUCGGUGACAUUAUCUGUGUUUUGUAUCAGUAUCUGGCUUAUACUAUUACCGCAGCCUCAAUAACAACCAUGGUUCUGAUUUCUGUUGAUCGUUAUGUGGCCAUUUGUUAUCCUUUGCAGUACCCAACUAAAAUUACACAGAAAGUAGUGAAGUUCCUUGUCUGCCUGUGUUGGUUUGGCUCCAUGAUAUUUCAAUGUGUUAUUCUGAAGGAUGAUCUACAACAGCCAGGCAGGUAUAACUCCUGUUAUGGCGAGUGCAUCAUUGUUAUUAACUACAUUGUGGGAUUUGUUGAUAUGACCUUUAACCUUAUUCUUCCCAUCACUGUAAUUGUGAUUCUGUAUCUAAGAAUAUUCAUGGUGGCAGUGUCUCAGGCCCGGGUGAUGCGCUCUCACAUUGCAGCUGUUACUCUGCAGGUUCCCCUAACUAGAAUGAAAUCUGAGAUGAAAGCAGCCAGAACACUUGGUGUUGUUGUUGUUGUUUUUCUUCUGUGCAUGUGUCCAUAUUUUUGUGUUGCUCUCACAGGCCAGGACCAGCUGCUUAAUGCAUCAUCUGCAACUUUUGUCAUUUAUUUAAUUUACUUCAAUUCCUGCCUAAAUCCUGUUAUUUAUGCAUUUUUCUAUCCCUGGUUCAGAAAAUCUGUCAAACUUAUUUUAACACUGGGGAUUCUGCUACCUGGCUCUUGUGACAUCAAUGUGAUGUAGAGAAAUUCUUUGUGAAGUUUAAUGUUGGUACAUUGGUCAAUAUAUCAGGCUACACCAUUCAUCUCAGUCAACUAUAUUCUCUCAGGCUACAUGUUAUUGUAUUUACUGUGUAGUAGUGUAGGCUUAGUUUAAAUGUAAGCUAAAGGCUGAACCACUAUUAGUUUUAGAUAUUUGGCAGACGGGUACAGACGGAGAGACAGACAGACAGAUGCAUAUAGCAGUGUAAAAAACUGUUUGACAUGCACCCCUUCCUGUCUUCUUAUUUUUAAUAUUUUUACACUUUAGCAAUUUUGAACAUCAAACAAACUAAAAUACCAGUUAAAGACAACUUACGCCCCUCCCAGAUCUAAGAACUUGGACCCCGUUAGCAGCAACAAAUACAGUUA